Molecule: messenger RNA, 1434 nt
Organism: Ostertagia ostertagi
Lineage: Eukaryota; Metazoa; Nematoda; Chromadorea; Rhabditida; Trichostrongylidae
Source: the annotation of a GenBank genome assembly
AUGAGUCGGUACCGAUCUGACAGUGAUGAGAAUCGUGGACGCACCACAAGUCGAGCUACAAGCGAUGGCUUGUCCACUUUCUACAGGGAGCGAUUUGGAAGUCAUUCUCCCGAGGAAUACAUGAACUUGCGUAUAUCUGGUUUUGACGACAAACUGGAGCGAGAAGAAAUAAAGGAAAUUCUUGCCAAUGAGUUCCGAAGAUUUGCGCCAUUUGAGAUCAAAGUAGUUCGAAAUCCUGGAGAUGAGGAAAGAUUGGCCUACGUCAAUUUCGAGCGAAGAGAUUGUGCUCGGAAAGUUAGGUACACUGUAAUGGAUCGUUUGAGAAAAGUGCUCGGUCGUCGUGUCCUUUGUGAUCCUGCUGGAAUUCUUCGCGAUCAGGAAGGAAAAUAUAUUCCGGAUCGCUUCAAUCGCGCGCUUCAGGGUGAUCGUGGUGGGCGUCGUUCACCCGAACGAAGAUCGCGUCCUAAGGAACCACCUCAGUGGAGGCUGAAGGAGGAUGAUUCCGAUGCCACAAGAACCCUCUUUGUUGGAAAUAUGCCGUCUGAUAUAAGGGAAUCCGAGAUUCGCAAGGUUUUUGAAAGAUACGGCAAAAUCGAAGAUAUUGAUAUCAAAACGCCAGCAAACACCGACGCCGCUUACGCUUUUGUCAUGUUCCAGAAUCUGGAGCAAGCAAUGGAAGCAAAGCACGGCGAACAUGAUCGCUCUAUCAGACCAGGUUCUGUUCGCUGUAAAAUCGGUUACGGGAAAAGUCAGAAUGGAGCCGAAUUUGCGUACAUUCGAUUUGCGGAUACGAAUGCAGCUACCGACGCGUGCAGAGCAAUGAAGAACUUUCCACUCGGUGGCAGGGACAGAUGCAUUAUGGUUGAUUUUGCGAAGAAAAGGAGGGCCACAAAGUCGCCAGUCGGUGGGCCUCGAACACCGCCGGGAUCGCCGAAACCCGUAGUGAAAUCCUUUGAAGAACUCGAUGAGGAGUACGCAACAACUUGGCAGGGCCAGGUGAUGCUUAAGAAGACUGAAUACAGCAUCAGAUUGUAUAGGAUAGGUGGAACAGAGAGGUUAAUCCAAAAGUUGUUGCGUGAUGACGAUGGGAACGCGGUCAAGCUGCACAUUACUCAAAGGCUAGCACUGUCAGGUCAGGAAGGACUCUUGGAGAGGUUGAUGAAUUCUUCUAGUAAACAGCUGAGUCUCAUGAUAGCAGUUGGAAAGCAAAUGGAUGACAUUAGGCCGUUGGUACGAUAUCUUACAGAUAAGGACGCUGCAGGUGUUGUCACUGUGACUGGGGGACUUCUGUAUAUAUUUCCACACAGCGACAUGGCUUCUAAGCUAAUGACUCACUUUGCCCCAACUGUGCGAAUAAUGUCUGAAGGCUGUCCAUUUCUAUUCUUUGUUCUUGGACUGAAAACAUCGUCAGCUGCUACUUCGCCUGAUCGUUGA